Molecule: messenger RNA, 6768 nt
Organism: Magnolia sinica
Lineage: Eukaryota; Viridiplantae; Streptophyta; Magnoliopsida; Magnoliales; Magnoliaceae
Product: protein CLMP1
Exons: 2
Coding region: 337-2736 (799 amino acids)
Molecular function (GO): protein binding
Source: RefSeq, a predicted model, not a curated record
AAGGUGCAGAUUGAUGAAGCGGAGAUGCACUACCUGGUUAUUAUUUUAAUGCUUGUAUCCUCUGAGUUUCUCCACACAUUUCAAUUCUAGGGUUACCAGUUACAGAAAACAUCUUUCUCACAAUCUCAAUUAAAAACUGAAAAGGCCCAUCUUCAUCUUCAUCUUCAUCUUCAUCUUCAUCACCACCAUACAAGAAGAGCAAUCCAUAUCUAUCCUCAAACCUAAUACCAGAAUCUCUGUAAAGCUAGGAAAGAACCUUACUUGUCUUCUCCUCUCCUCUUCUCCAGCUAGUACUAAUUUUCUUCUUUCCUUUCUUGUGGAGGGGUAUUUUGGGAAAUGGGGAAAUCAGGUGGUAGGAGAAAGAAAGGUGGGAACAAUCCUCCCACUUCAGGCGAUGCUGUUGUUUCCCAUUCUGCCCCUCCUCAUGCCACUGCUGCUGUUGCUGCUGCUGCCAAUGGUGUAGAUUUGGAUUCCUCCAUAUUCUUGAAGCGGGCCCACGAGCUCAAAGAAGAAGGAAACCGUCGCUUCCAAUCAAAGGAUUAUGCUGGUGCCCUCCAGCAGUACGAUCUCGCUCUUCAGCACACCCCCAAGACCCAUCCCGACCGCGCCAUCUUCCACAGCAACCGCGCCGCCUGCCUCAUGCAGAUGAAGCCUGUUGACUACAACAUGGUCGUUGCCGAGUGCUCCCUCGCCCUCCAGGUCCAGCCCCGAUUCGGUCGUGCUCUCCUCCGCCGUGCCCGUGCCUUCGAGGCCCUCUCCAGGUACGACAUGGCUAUGCAGGACGUCCAGGCCCUGCUCACUGCUGACCCCAACCACCGUGAUGCCCUUGAGAUCGCUCGCCGCCUGCGGGUUGCCCUCGGCCCCCGCCAGGAGGCCCAGCAGGAUCUCCAGAGCCAACCGUCCCCUGCUGCUCUUGGGGCCUCCGCUGUCCGUGGAGCCCCAAUUGGUGGGCUCGGCCCCUGCUUGCCAGCCCGCACCGCGCCCAAGAAGGCUGUGGCAUCCAACAAGCAUGAUAAACCACUCUCCCCCACCAAAACCCAACAACCUAUUUCCCCCUCAAAUGGGCCGGAGCUGAAAUCAAUGCCCAGAGCUGUUUUGAAACCUUUCAAAGGUACUUCAGAGCCUCUUGCAUUCCCAGAUAAGGAUAAUAAGGAUCUUCCAUUGCAGUCAUCCUCUUCAUCAUUGCCACUGCGCCCUUUACGUGCGCCUUCUGUUCCCGUGGUUACUCAAUGGAGGCCGUUGAAACUCAUUUACGACCAUGACAUAAGGCUUGCCCAGAUGCCGGCAAAUUGCAGUUUUAGAGUGCUGAGAGAUAUAGUAGCAAAUCGGUAUCCCUCAUCAAAGUCCGUUCUGGUCAAGUACAAGGAUAUGGAUGGCGAUCUAGUGACUAUUACCAGCACGGACGAACUCAGGCUAGCAGAGUCCUGCAUUGAUGGGCUUGCACCGAAGGAGAAAAACGAAGCGUCGGAAAUGAAUAAGAGUGAUGCCCUUGCUGUUUUGAGGCUGCAUGUUGUGGAGGUGAGCCCUGAUCAGGAGCCACCCUUGGUUGAAGAAGAGGAGAAGCCAGUACAAGAACCAUCAGUAGAGGAUGAGGUGAUAAAGGGUGAUCAAAGUGUCACCCAUUCAUCUACAGGUGAUUCGGUGUUGGAAGGUAUGGACAAUGAGGCCAUUAAGACUGGUUUGGAAGAAGACGCUCCAGCAGAGAAGACGGGAGGCGAAGCUAAUCACACUGAGUGCAAGGAAGUAGAGAUUGAUGACUGGCUGUUUGAAUUUGCUCAGUUGUUCCGCACCCAGGUUGGCAUUGACCCAGAUGCGCAUAUUGACCUGCAUGAGCUUGGGAUGGAACUCUGUUCAGAGGCGCUCGAGGAGACUGUGACGAGUGAAGAAGCACAAAGCCUCUUUGACAUGGCUGCUUCUAAGUUCCAAGAGGUGGCGGCACUAGCAUUCUUCAAUUGGGGAAAUGUUCAUAUGUGUGCGGCUAGGAAGCGCAUACCAUUGGAUGAGUUGGCCCCAAAGGAGGUGAUGACAGCCCAACUUGAAGCUGCUUAUGAUUGGGUUCAGGAGAGGUAUUCUUUGGCUGGACAGAAAUAUGAAGAGGCCCUCCGGAUCAAGCCAGACUUCUAUGAGGGGUUGCUUGCAUUAGGACAGCAGCAUUUCGAGACUGCGAAGCUGCGAUGGUCUUUUGCUCUGGCUAACAAGGUCAACCUGGAAACUUGGGACUCCACAGAGACAAUUGGGCUUUUCGAUAGUGCGGAAAUGAAGAUGAAAGCUGCUACUGAGAUGUGGGAAAAGCUGGAAGAACAGAGGGCAAAUGAGCUUAAGGAUCCUAGUGUGAGCAGAAAGGAUGAGUUGUUGAAAAGGAGGAAGAAACAUGGCACGGGCACUGAUGGUCAGCCCUCCGGAAAUGGUCAGGGGGAGCUAUCGGCUGAGGAAGCAGCGGAACAAGCGGCUGUGAUGAGAUCUCAGAUACAUCUUUUCUGGGGAAACAUGCUUUUUGAGCGUUCUCAAGUUGAAUUCAAACUUGGGUUGGAGGGUUGGGAAAAGAAUCUGGAUGCUGCUGUUGAGAGGUUUAAGCUUGCUGGGGCUUCUGAAGCUGAUAUUGCUGUUGUUCUGAAAAACCAUUCAUCCAAUGGUGGAGCUGGUGUAGAAGGUGAUGGCAAAAAUAUCACGAGCGGAAGCACAGAGAUCACUGAAACAAAUGGCAAAGCUGAGGUUAAGCAUGUACCAGAAAGGUGACUUUUUAAUUAACCUAAGCAUGCUUGGUGAGUGCUGAUGAAGGCCAUUGAUUUUGUCAAUCUGAUUUCAUGGAAAAGCUUGGACGGGAGAAAGGAUUGCCUUUUCUAAGAGUUUCUAUCAAAGUAUGGUGUUUCGUGUAAGCCUGAUCGUUGUGUGGGUUUUAGAUUUCCCUUUUGAAGGAGAAUUUGAUGUCAUCAGAACAGGAAAUUGCAUCCAAUAUUGCUAAUGGAGAAUGAUUAGUUGCAAAUUACUCAUGUACAUGCAUAAAUGCAUGCACGAUGUGAUGAUUUUUGAGAAUGUUGAGAUGUAUGUAUGUGAAGACUUGGAAGGAUAGAUUUAUGAAUUAGGUCAUCCAAAGCAGCCUAGCAGUACUCUUAGUAAGAAAUAGAAUGGCGGGGAAUGAUCUGAGACUAAGUUGCAUGAUUUUCCUAACUAGAUGCAACUCUUGCUUUGAAUCGUGCUUUGGACUUGCACUUCCACUUCUGCUUCCUACUUGUUUAACAGAUGAAAUCAUUUUGAAAUAGAUGCUUUCCCCCUUCCCCACCCAAAUCUAUAAGCACUUCGCUUCACACUUCAUGCAAAUAUAGACUAAGAUGACUUGGUCAUGGGUAUUAAGGCUAGAGAUACCCCCUGAUUGUGGUUAGUAGCUUGAAAAGAGAGGAUGGGAAGAUUCGUGAGAGAGAGAGAGAGAGAGAGAGAGAGAGAGAGAGAGAGAGAGAGUUGGAAUCGAGGUGUUGAGAAGGGGUGUGAAUGUAUGCCUACUUACUGAUGAUAGGGCCUUAUAUAGGAAUGACUAUCAAAACAAGAUUUGUAAAGCCGCAUUAAGCUGGGAGCCUGGAACAAGGCUAUAAUGAUGAUGUUGAUGGCGGCUGCAACAGUGGGGAGAUGAUGAUGAUGAUUGCAUUUAUGUAUUGAAGAUGAUACCUUCUCCUCAAGGAUAUAAUUGGGACCCUCAUAGGAGGCAGGCUGUCAAAGAGAUUGUGCAUAGCAGUAUGCAUGUUGUAGAACAUGAAUCAAAGUUGGAGAUGGUCAAUGAUAGGAUCCUAUCAGAGUCAUGGAGUAUUGAGAGCAGGUAGCACUAUUUCCCCCAUUACAAGGAUCGACAAGGGAUAUUAUAUUUUUGUGGGCUUAGGUCAAGGCUGUGGUGGAUGAUGAGUUGAAAGGUGAGUUCUCAAUGUUGAUCCAUUGUUUGUUCAUUAGGGAAGAUUCCCCAUGGGCAUUCAUGGCCGUGAACAGUCUGAAUGAGGGUGAAGAAAGCUUGAGUUUUGGUUAGAGCUCAAUGUGGUUAUAGAAGAUGAGAUCUGCUGUAAUUUCAAGGAGGGGAUGAUAUGGAUACUAUAUGACCGUAUUAGUUGAUACGAUAUCUAUAUUCAAAUCUUUGGUUGAGGGAUGGGUGAGUUCUCAUUUGGGCAUUCUCUUCAGAGCAAAUUGAAAGAGUAGAGUAAAUAUACUUGUGGCAGAGGCAUUUUAAGAAAGAGAAUCUUGAGUAGGAUCACUGCGAUUUAUGUGAUCAAAGAUUUUGAAUCCAUGAAUGGUGAUCUCAAAGGGGAAAGGUUCUUAAGCUAGAAUAUAUGUAAGUGUAGAGAAGGAAAGAGUCCUUAUGGAGAGAAAAGUAUAGGACCACAAUUAAAAGAGGGAACAACAACACUGUUUUUUGUCAAAAAAGGCUAAAUGGAGGAGAAUUGCAUUCAUAAUCUAAUAUUUUUGGUUCAAAUUCGAGGGAUGUUCAGUUAUUUCCUUAAACGGAGUUCGAAGCUUGGGAGCUCGAGAAUUAAUUCGACUCUGGGGGAGGUUCCAACAAGCGUCUGCAUGCCAUUGGCAGUGAUGGAAAAUGAAGAUCUGAUGGUGGAUGAGGCUUUGAAUGCGCUGGUAGAGGUCACGAGGGUAGAAGACUUGGAUACUCCCGUGAGCUCUUUGGGGUUGGAGGUGUAUCAAGAUAUGCUUGAUGAGUUCUUUAUGGAGGAUGAUGUGGUGCCUGUGGGUAACGUUGGUCAGAGAGAUAUACUUGAUGUCAUCCUAGUAGUUGCAGGAGAAGGAGAGGUGGCUUGCAGGCAUCAUAAUUGAAAAACCGAUAGAAGAAUCCUCAAUCAUGUUGCUAUGGUGAAAGAUAAGAGGUGGAUAAGGGAAGCUUUAAUGCAUGUGGGUAGACAGAUCAAAGUUAUGUUCACGGACAGAGAGGAAGAUUACUAUGAAUUGUUCCGAUUUGUGGGGGCUCAUAGAAUAUAAAAGUAGCAGUCAAUUUCUCUCAAGAGGUUUUUUUUUUUUUUAAAUAAUAAUAAUAACAGUGGUUGUAAGGUUGACCAUUGUAAGGUUUUGGCCCCAACUUCCCAACUUUUGAAUUUUUUUGGGCCAAAAUGCCAUUCUGCCAGUUAUUGCAGCGUACAAUGGUUGCUUAUCUUGGAAGUUGAAAAGUUUUUUUUUUUUUUUUUUUAAAACGAGAGUGGGUCCCACUAAAUCAAUGUUGGGCCCACUAUAUGAGAGAUUCGAUCCGUUCAUUUUAUUUGAGGCAUCCUGGUACCUCAUAAGGUGUUGAUAUCAUCUUGAUCUGAGCCCUCUUUAGUUCCAAAUGGAAAUAAUGGUGGCCUCUUCUUUUUUUUUGAGUUGUUUCAUCUGGUGUGGUCUACCCUUGAUGUCUUCUUUCCUCACUCUUGGGGUCAUGCCCUUAAAUUAAUUUUUCAUUCAAAUGGUCCGGGUGGAUUUUAGCAAAUACGCAUAGUGGGCCUCGCAAAACCAGUUCGAAAACCUAAAUGUGGGGCUAAGACCAAACUUUGGACCCCAUUUGCAUUUUUUUCGAAGUUUGUUUUAGAUAGAGGGGACCACCACCGCAGAAGGCUGUUGGAAGUUGCUGCUUCCUCUAUGGGACCUAUUCCUUCGAGAUUCUGGUGUAUUUCCGGUGACUUUUUCGAGUUUUUUUUUUUUUCCAGAAAGUGUGACCACCAACCAUUCCGAAAGUUCUGACUGUUGGAAGGUAGCUGUGCGGGGCCACUAUAAACACUGGUUGCUCUCCGACAAGCCUCCAACAAACUAUUUACUUCGUUGUGGGAUCCACACCAACUUUCGGCGAACUAAGGAUACUUGCUGGUUCUCCAUUGUAAAAUUGAUAAGGAUCUCUGUUGGAUUGCCAUUAUCAUCCUUUAGAGAUUGCUAUUGGGGAAGGAGUUGGGAUCAAUGAAGAAGAUGGAUAGGGAGGAGAUAGGAAAGGAAGACGAAGAGAAGAGAAGUGCGGAAGGAGAUGAUCACACCUAGGUGUUGUGGAUCGCACUUGAGAUUUGUGGAUCACACCUGUUCCCCUCUUUCCAAGAAAAAAUAAUUCUGAAAAAAAUGCAAAUGGAGUUCAAGGUUCGGUUUUGGCCCCACACAUAGGUUUUUCGAUUGAUUUUGUGGGGCCCACUAUUCGUAUCUGCUAAAAAUCUUAUCCGACCAUUCGAAUAGGGGAUUAAUUUUAGGGCAUGGCCCCAAGAAUGAGGGAAGAUGACAUCGAGGGUGGACCCACACCAAAUGAAACAACUUGAAAAGAAAGGCCACCAUUAUCUCCAUUAAGGGGCCACAGAGUGCUCGAAUCAAGAUGAGUAAAAUGAACAGAUCAGAUCUCCCAUGGAGUGGGCUCAACAUUGAUUUAGUGGGAACCACUUAUUUUUUUUGAAAAAAGUCUUUUCAACUUCUGAGACAAGCAACUGUCAUACACUGCAACAACUGGCAGAAGGGCAUUUUGGUCCAAAGGAUGAGAGGGCCCAGAUUCAGGAGGUUUGUAGGAAAGCCAAGGUGCAAAUUAUCUCGUUCUAGGAAGCACAAAUUCAAGGCUUUGACAAGAGAAUGUCAGAGUUUGUUUAGGAUGCUAACGGUAAGGAAUGGGUGGCAGUCUUGCUGGGCUCUGUUGAUGAUAUUGUUGUAGCUUGGGAUUAAUUUUUUCAAAUGGUAUAAACGAUCAUGUGUGACCCAAGGGGCUUGUGUACUUAUGCAAUGGCAUGGACGCAUAUGCAAUGGUACAACCCCUAAACCUUUUUUUUUUUUUUUUUAAUAAAAAGAGAAAAA